GUGCGGGGAUGAGGAAAAAGAAAAUAAGAUGGUGGUGGCCGUCGGCUGUGCUGCGCCAUGGUGAGCAGGGUGCGGCGGGCCGCGGAAUGAUGUCCUCCACCGCUGCGGCACCAUGUCAUGGCACACGAGCGCCUUUUUCUCGUCGCUUGCCCUAUGGACCGUGGCCGUGCUCUUCGUGUCGCCCGAGACGCAGGAGAGCCGCACUACAUGGAGGCGAAGCGGCGUCAGCGCCCACGAACACCUCCUGCUCACCUGGCGAAACGUGACGGUCGCGCUGCUCUGCGCGGCCAUCAUGUCGCUCGGCUACUGCAAGCUGCGGCUCUACCUGGACGAGAUGUCGGACGCGCUGGCCGCCGGUCGGACGGGCCUCAAUCCGUACAACGUCAACGACGGCCACUUCGUGUUCAAUAAUGACAAGGUCACGAUUACACGGAGCGUUCUCAACUGUCACGACCGUGCGACAGACUUUCUGGCAGCGUACAGCAACGACAUCGCCGAAAUGGAAGAGAACAUCCGCUCCAACGUCCGCUUGCUCAUCGAAGACAUCGGCAACUGGAACGGCGAACUUGUCGUUGUCGCCCGGGAGCUGCGAACGGUGUCGACGUCAGGGCAGUCGGCCGUACCACCGCCCCCGAACACGGCGCCGUCCGACGCGUCGGGCAGCCCCGACCAGGGGGCCGGAGUUACUGGUGGCUCGGGCACCAACACGCCGCAGCAGGGUCUCGGUCCGCUCAAGGGGCCCGACAACCGGAGCAUGCUAGUGACAAAGAACCGGCGCCAAAACAAGCACACCGGCGGCAGCUCGUCGGGCGGCGCCGCCGAGCGCCCGUCGCGGCCACCGAAGCUUCUGGGCGCGCAAGCGGACCGCGACACCGAAGAAGUGGAGGUAUGGCCCCCAACGACGCGGGGCCCGGCGGCGCGCAACAACGUGAUGGCGUCGUCGCGCAACGCUCGCCACUCGGACCCUACGCGCGAGAACACCUUCCUGAACGUGCGCCGGCGCACUAACAGCUCGCGCACCGCCGAGUACAGCCCUCCCGAGCGACACGGGUUCGACGACCCUCGACCGCAGGCCGAGAACGUGCGCAUCGAGCUUGAGGAGAGGGGCGGCCGUGGCGCCGUGCCAUUAAAUAAUCAGCAGCAGCGUGAGGACGCAACGCCCACGGUAACGCCGCCGCUCCUGGCCUCGGAAGAUGGUAGCCAGCUAGUGCCCUGGACAGGUACUGACGACCUGGACGCGGACAUCGCGCCUUCACCCAAGGACGACGAGUCAUCAGACUACCGCGCGGCGUCACUGCAGCGCCUGCCACAACACAACGAACAGCAGCAACAGCAGCAACAACAAAGGCAAGAGCACACGGAGCCCAAACCUGGCGACGAAGAGAACACGGGUGACAGACUAUGAAAACAUGGACAGUUCACACCUCAGAACGCAGUAAAUUGAAAGCGAUCGAAAACCCAUGUCUGUCGUCUAACAUCCGACAGUCUUCGAGGUGUUUUCUCUUCUUUUUUUCUUGUGGCGAACGCCUGGUAAAGGCUAUACCAACGCCAGUUUUUCUUUCCUACGUAGAUUUCCGAAGACACACCCUGAAAAGUUGGCGCCAACGGCUUUAUGGUGUUUUCUGUUGUGAUAAUAGGUACUCGCAAAUGGUGGAAAGUUCCCAAGCGAAAACAUUGUUGGCACAUGGAAGAGUGCUCUUGUACACCCAACGGCGUAGCCCGAAAUAUUAAAGCGAAAGCUUUACUAGGGACGUCGAGCCGAGUUUCGCCGUCGCCAGCAAUUUGACCUUCAUUUGACCGCAGCUGCGCCGUAGCCUUGGCCAACGUUUAUAGAUCUAUAAACGUUGGCCUUGGCAGCACAU
Molecule: messenger RNA, 1862 nt
Organism: Dermacentor silvarum
Lineage: Eukaryota; Metazoa; Arthropoda; Arachnida; Ixodida; Ixodidae
Exons: 3
Coding region: 113-1405 (430 amino acids)
Source: RefSeq, a predicted model, not a curated record